AUGUCCUCAUCGUGUGUUCAUAUGCCUAGCGCUCCUGCUGAAAAGAAGAGGUUGCGAAGCUGGUACGCUGUGAUUGCAGAUAAAUGUGCAUUUCCCAGAACAGAUAGCUAUGCUGUGACAGCGGUCACAAUGGGAGCCACACGAUGCUCCGAAUGCCCACUUGAGAAACGAAUGUCUCGUCUUCCUCUUCAGAUGUGCUGUUCAAGAUGCAGUUCUUUUCUUUGUCUAAUGCAUAUGAAGAAGCAUCUACGGGAAAAUCGGCACGAAUUCGCUAUGUCGAUUGAAACGGGUUUCGUGUAUUGUGCGUGGUGCUCCGAUUUUGUCUACAACCGAGUGCUAGAGGUUAUGCGACUCGGAGCUAUGAACAAAUACAGGUAG
Messenger RNA from Haemonchus placei, 378 nucleotides. NCBI's taxonomy places the organism in Eukaryota, Metazoa, Nematoda, Chromadorea, Rhabditida, Trichostrongylidae. The record is from the annotation of a GenBank genome assembly.